AUGGACUCCUACCUCGCUGCAUCCGCUCCGCAAUUGCUUCAGGCGCUGCCUGUCGUAUCUGCCUUGCUGGUUCAAUUGAUACCCUCUGUUAUUAUUGCCUACGUCCCUGCAUCUUCCAUAGCAGCUCGGCGCAUAGCGCUUCUUGCUGUAGCCAUCCUUGCUGCGAAUGCAGUAAUUUUUAUGCCCACUGUUGUACACAAUUUUGUAUGGCGCACCACAUCGGCGGCUUUGACCGCCAUACUGGCCACCCGAUCCUGUGAUGUGCUCUGCCUCCAUCCGGUUGGCCCUAAUGACAUAGCAAAGCCAUCAACUGAGAAUGGCAGCGCUUCGGGUGACAGCAUCCACAGCGGCGGCAUCUUUGAUUCAAGCCUUUUCCUAGCAUGGCGCCAACUGUGGAACAUGCGUGGCAUUGGAACGAAGUGGUCUAUCCGUGGUGUUACCCCAUUCGACGCUUUAAAGCCUGACUAUGUCCCCUCGCAAGGCGACUUUAUAGGGGGCCACCUGGUGCGGAUAGCCAUCGCUUUGGUGGUUAUGGACUUCUUCGCACACCAAGCACCCCAGAAUGUAGCUAUCAAUUACACCUUCGACAAGCAACACCUGGCGUGGCGCCUGGCUGAAGUCGAUGCAGAGGAGCUGUUUCUCCGCGUCGCCGGCACCGUUGGCUUUUGGGUAAACAUGGCUUGCUACAUCAGCACCAUGUAUAGCUGUCUGGCCGUAGUGUUUGUAGGCCUCGGCCUCGAUACUCCGGCGGACUGGCCACCCGUCUUCGGUUCCAUCUCGGAUGGCUGGACGAUCCAACGCUUUUGGGGAUUGACAUGGCACCAGACCCUACGAUCCCUACUAUCGGCUAAUUGCGAUUACCUCCUUCUCUCCCUGCUCCGCCUGCCGCGGCAAUCCAUGCUCACUCGGCAUGCGAGACUGGGCGCUUCGUUUGUUCUCUCAGGAGCACUUCACCACAUUGUCGACGCCCUCGUAGGUGUCCCCUUAUGUGAAUCAGGCAUGUUUAAAUUCUUCGUCAUGCAAUGGGUGGGCAUAAUCAUCGAGGAUGUCCUUGCAACUCUGGGGCGGGUCGUGGGUGAAGGACGCCCUGGCCAGAAAAUGCGCUACAUGGGCUAUGCUUGGGUGUUCUUAUGGUUGGUUUGGACCACGCCGUCUGUGUUUUACCCUUACACUAGAGCAGCGGACGGAAUCAGGAUGGAUCACUCCAUGCUUCCCCGGAAGCUCUUGAGAUCGUAG
Molecule: messenger RNA, 1236 nt
Organism: Neoarthrinium moseri
Lineage: Eukaryota; Fungi; Ascomycota; Sordariomycetes; Amphisphaeriales; Apiosporaceae
Exons: 2
Coding region: 1-1236 (411 amino acids)
Biological process (GO): lipid metabolic process
Source: RefSeq, a predicted model, not a curated record